AUGUCUACAUUCUGCAUCACGCCUACAGCUGCUUCAACCCAAGGCCCCUUGGGCCGUGGUCUUGGACUCUGCUCCGGACAACGGGAACCCGACUACAAUCUCUUGCAGCCCUUCGAAGCCAUGCCAGAGGAGAUAUCUGGUUCAACCGUAUGGGUAAAGGAGGAGCUGAGUCAGAAUAGUGGGCGCUGGCUUUAUCGUUUUACCGAAGAUCAGGUAGAACACAUCAUUGCUGCCGUCCGCAAUAUCGAAAACCGAGGCUUUCAACUCUCUAAAGUCGACAAGGCAACCUUCGAGCUCCCUAGCCCCUUUGUGGACUUUCUAUACAGAAUUCGAGACCAACUGAUCAACGGGAUCGGCUUCGUCGUGCUACGUGGUCUUCCCGUCGAAUCUUGGACAACCCGACAAGCCUCAAUCGCAUAA
Molecule: messenger RNA, 420 nt
Organism: Colletotrichum tamarilloi
Lineage: Eukaryota; Fungi; Ascomycota; Sordariomycetes; Glomerellales; Glomerellaceae
Product: TfdA family Taurine catabolism dioxygenase TauD
Exons: 1
Coding region: 1-420 (139 amino acids)
Source: RefSeq, a predicted model, not a curated record